UUUCGGCGAUGGCCUCCAACCAAUCGCUCGGCACUGACCGUAUCUGGGUUCCCGCUUACCAACUCCUUCACGAAUUACUGAUUCAGGAAUUCCAUGACUCUAACCUCUCCGGUCAUUUCGGGGUUGAAAAAACCCAGAAAUUACUUCACCGUUUUUAUUAUUGGCCAGAUUCGGCGUCUGAUGUGCAGAGAUACGUUUCAAUAUGCCCGACCUGCCAGCGCAUGAAGUCCUCUCGACAGCGGCCAGCUGGACUGCUGCAACCGCUCGAGCCACCCCAGAAGCUGUGGCAACACGUGACGAUGGACUUCGUCACGCGACUUCCGGCCGGCGCAAGUGGCAACGACGCCGUCCUCAUCGUCGUCGAUCACUUGACAAACAUGGAGCAUUUCGCACCCUAUCGUACGACCAUCACAGCCAAAGAAAUCGCCAAACUCUUCAUCUCGACCGUUGUUCAUCUGCACGGCCUACCAUCGGCGAUCAACAGCGACCGCGAUACCAAGUUCACGUCCAAGUUUUGGUAAGAGACAUGGGAACAGUACGACACCCGCC
This is a messenger RNA of Closterium sp. NIES-67, 549 nucleotides long. NCBI's taxonomy places the organism in Eukaryota, Viridiplantae, Streptophyta, Zygnematophyceae, Desmidiales, Closteriaceae. The record is from the annotation of a GenBank genome assembly.